This is a messenger RNA of Panicum virgatum (switchgrass), 1685 nucleotides long. RefSeq names its product bifunctional 3-dehydroquinate dehydratase/shikimate dehydrogenase, chloroplastic-like. Gene Ontology annotation, molecular function: shikimate 3-dehydrogenase (NADP+) activity; 3-dehydroquinate dehydratase activity. The record is from RefSeq and is a predicted model, not a curated record. Gene Ontology annotation, biological process: chorismate biosynthetic process; shikimate metabolic process. Bases 229 to 1251 code for a protein of 340 amino acids. The transcript is spliced from 9 exons. Lineage: Eukaryota; Viridiplantae; Streptophyta; Magnoliopsida; Poales; Poaceae.
GAGGUCCCACCUGCAGGCUCCGGCCAAAACUGCCAGCGGCGGCCGGCGGCGAAAGCCCACGCCGUCGCACUCCGCCGCGACCAUGAGCUAGGGGACAUUGCAGCGCCGGCCGGCGGCGGCAUUCACAUAUGUGUACCACCCAGCCCAGCGCGCCACGUGUUCUCUACUUCCCGCAGAGCGACCCGCGGCCUUCCGCUCCCCUCCCGCCAGCCACUGCACCGGGCGCCGAUGGCGGCCGCUGCGGCUUCCGCGCCGGCAGCGCCGCGGGGGACGACGCUGGUAUGCGCGUCCCUCACGGCGCGGUCGCCUCAGGAGAUGGCGGCUGAGGUGGCCGCCGCCGCAGCGCUCGGGGCCGACGUGGUGGAGCUCCAGGUCGGCUGCCUCGAGGGCUUCCAGCCGCGCAGGGACCUGCCCGUGCUCCUCGCCCAGCCCCGCCCGCUCCCCGUCAUCGUCACCUACAGGCCGAAAUGGGAAGGGGGCCAAUACGAUGGCGAAGACCAACCGCGGUUUGAGGCGCUUCUGUUAGCAAUGGAGCUGGGAGCUGAGUAUGUGGAUAUUGAGUUCAAGGUUGCCGACAAAUUUAUGAAUUUUUUGUCGGGUAGGAAACCAGAAACCUGUAAGCUUAUUGUUUCAUUUCAUAACUAUGACUACACUCCAUCAGUAGAGGAGCUUCUGAGUUUGGUGGAUCAGAUUCAAGCAACAGGGGCUGAUAUUGUGAAAAUUGCAACCACUGCUACGGAAAUUGAUGAUGUGUCAAGAAUGUUUCAAGUACUUGUCCAUUGCAAAGACAUUGGAGCUAUUAAUACAAUUGUUAGAAGGCCUGAUGGAAAACUUGUAGGGUAUAAUACUGACUAUGUUGGUGCUAUUGCUGCUAUUGAGGAUGCAAUAAGAGCAUCACAACCAGCGGAUCCAACCACUUCACUGCUGGCUAGAAGGCUUUUCGUUGUUAUUGGCGCCGGUGGUGCAGCAAAAGCAGUUGCAUAUGGUGCAAAAGAGAAGGGAGCGAGAGUUGUAAUUGCUAACCGUACUUUUGUCCGUGCUCAACAUCUUGCCACCUUAAUUGGGGGUACUGCUUUAACCUUGUCUGAGUUGGAAAACUACCAUCCGGAGGAAGGCAUGAUUCUUGCAAAUGCAACAUCAGUCGGAAUGUAUCCAAAUGUCAAUGAAUCUCCUUUAUCUAAGAAAGCUCUUAGGAACUACUCCGUUGUCUUUGAUGUGGUCUUCAUUCCAAAAGAGACCAGACUUCUCUGAGAAGCUGCAGAAUGUGGAGCAACAGUUGUUGAUGGUCUGGAGAUGUAAGACUUGUGAUGGUUCAAUUUGGGCUUUUCACAGGGGGUAUGCCAGCUCCACAAAGGUUGAUGCGUGAUGCUAUUCUGACAAACACACACUAAUGCUUCUACGGAAGACAAGGUCCCCUACCUGCUUGGUCCUGAACGAUACAGAAACCACUGCCUUGAACACUGGUGGAGAAGCCGGUUUCAUCUUGCUUAUCGUGUGUUCUCCUGCUGCCUCAUCACCUGUUCAAUAAAUAAUAAGCUCUUGUUCAACAUUGUAAAUAGUUUUUAUCUCUGUUCCAGACUGCAAAAGCAAAACCGACCUGUGAAAUAUCUGGAUUGGUAUGUUCAAUAAAGAUCGAAUAAACUUCAUCCAUGGAGCAAAACCUGUUAAAUGUUUGAAUGGGUGCA